This is a messenger RNA of Coregonus clupeaformis (lake whitefish), 1160 nucleotides long. RefSeq lists its product as uncharacterized. The record is from RefSeq and is a predicted model, not a curated record. The coding region runs from base 558 to 1160 and encodes 200 amino acids. The transcript is spliced from 8 exons. Lineage: Eukaryota; Metazoa; Chordata; Actinopteri; Salmoniformes; Salmonidae.
UAAAAUCCGAGUUUAAGAAGAUGAAUUGUAGAAAUAGGCGGGAAAGCUUGCUAAGCAAAAACAAAUGUACUGGACUUCCGCAUUUGGAUUCGUCACAACCACAAAGUUGCUCAACUGUUGCUCAGAUCAUCAAGUGCUGCAUUUGAAGACACUGCCACCUGCUGACAUGUGCCUCAAAUGUGAUGAUCAAAGAGUCCUCAACAGCCAUUUGAGUUAGAUAGCUAGAUAGAUUUUAUUUGACAGUUAUAAAUUACGACCAGGGGGAGAUACCACCAGUCCAGUCCCAUACAAGCCUUUCCUGUGACGUAUUAUGCGCGCCCAUAAAACUGUGACCUAUUGUGACGUAACCAAGCAUAAAUUCACUACAUAAACUGUGUUCAGCUUUGAUAUCAUCAGUACAAUCGCUUUCUUCAGUCAGGUUGUUUCAGGUGCAUAGUCUGCCCUAGCUGACACUGUGCAGAGAAUAAAUACUACGAUUGGAAACGGUUGGAUAGACCCGUCCUUGGAGUUUAGAACGUCUGUUGAAUCCAGUGAGGGUGAACACCCCUGAUUCUGUGAUGUGGCCAACAGGCAAAGUGCGCAGAAGGCCAAGGCCUUCUACUUCAGUGCAGACCCCUCAGAUCCACAAAAGGCCUCCAAUCAUUGUGAGCUGUGGGCAGGAACAGACAUCUGGGGAUGGAUGGGACAUCAAUCCAGAGACUCUUAGCCAGUCUGGAAGGGUGACUCGGCUGAUGGAUAGAAAUUAUGAUGGGGUGAUCUCAUCCUCCAACUCUGACAUCUCUAUCUACUCCUUCACUGACUGUGAAUCUGAGUCUGAUGAUGAGGAUCAUGAAAGGAGGACACCACCGCUGAAAGUGAAGGAUGAGGAGGAUGGAAAGGUGACAAGGCUUAAAGUGAGGGAUAUGGUAGAGGACGACGAUCUUUCUCUCCACUCCUUCGAUGAGUCAGACUUUCUGCGUGAUAAUGGCAAUGAUGCCUCUGCUGAGGACAGUCCAGGGCCUUCAAAGGAACCACUGAGAAAAGGGGCUUCACUGAAGGACCCUCGACUGAAGGUGUCACGCCAGAUGGAGGUGGUCCCUACUGUCCCGGCCCUGCAGGCAGCAGCUGGACAAGAAGACACAGUGGACCAACACCAACGAGGAGAGCCUGAGGAGAAUUAA